AUGGAGGAGGUUGCUGAACUCUCUGCAGUGGAGGACGCAUUUGGGCGCUUUGGUCGGCUGCAGGACGUUUGGAUCGCGCGGAAGCCCGGCGGCUUUGGCUUUGUCACCUUUGAGAACCUGAAGGAUGCGGAGGAGGCCGUCAAAAGGCUGGACGGCCACAACGGCUGGCGCGUGGAGAUCAGCCGCGGCCGCGGCGGCCGCCCCGGCCGCGGCGGCGGCGGCGGUGGCGGCAUGGGCCGCUUCGGCGGCGGAGGCGGCUACGACGCACCGCCCGGCGCGUGGGGCCCUCCGCCCGGCUACGGGCCGCAGGGCUACGGGCCGCCCGGCGGCUCCCCUGCCCGCAAGCGCAGCCCGGAGCGCCGCCGGCGCAGCCGUUCGCCCGCCAAGGUCGAGGAGCGCAAGCGCGCCCCUGACGCGGGCAAGGGCCGCGAGGCCAGCCCGCCACGCAAGUGA
Molecule: messenger RNA, 453 nt
Organism: Monoraphidium neglectum
Lineage: Eukaryota; Viridiplantae; Chlorophyta; Chlorophyceae; Sphaeropleales; Selenastraceae
Exons: 5
Coding region: 1-453 (150 amino acids)
Biological process (GO): mRNA splicing, via spliceosome
Cellular component (GO): nuclear speck
Molecular function (GO): RNA binding
Source: RefSeq, a predicted model, not a curated record